Messenger RNA from Phasianus colchicus (ring-necked pheasant), 1935 nucleotides. RefSeq names its product myeloid derived growth factor (gene MYDGF). Gene Ontology annotation, biological process: positive regulation of angiogenesis; positive regulation of endothelial cell proliferation. The record is from RefSeq and is a predicted model, not a curated record. Lineage: Eukaryota; Metazoa; Chordata; Aves; Galliformes; Phasianidae.
UGAAAGGAGCUUUCUCUGCCCCAUUCAUAGAACCACAGAAUGGUUUGUGUUGAAAGGCACCUCUGAAGGCCAUCUUGUCCUGCUCUGCAACAAACAGGGGUGCCUACAGCCCAAUAAGGUGCUUUUCUUUCCAGCUGAAUCUCAAAUGCGAGAGCUCUGAGAUUUUUGGCCAUAACUGCAGCUCUCUAAACCAAACAUUAUCCUUCCUAGCCCAGCUCUUUAUAAAGUAACUCCUUAUCAAAGCAAACCUGCAGGACAAGAUGAAAAAAAACCCUUAACUUCCUUCACCUCCUGCUGCUUAUCUCUGUGUCCAUCAAAUACUGUGGAGAUUCACUCCCUAUGAGGGCAAACACAAGGCCAUAAUAAGGGGGAACACAGCACUGAAAUGGCCACCUCAGGGACAGGCUACAGCCCGCGGGCUGGCCCUAGGGGCGCUGUCCAGGUAGACGCUGUCACUUUGUCCCAUGUCCUAAUGGCUCCUUGUCCCUUUGUCCCAGUAGUGAAGAGUCCCCGCAAUCCCUGCCCUCACUCCGCCACGUCCCGGCCCAGGCUCCCUGCCCUCACUCAAGAUGGCCGCCAUGGUGCCCGCUAACCGCCCGCCGCCCGCACCGACCCCUCCCGCCCGCCGUAGCGCGGGCUUCCUUUCCAAGAUGGCGGCGCCCUGCGGUCGGAGCAGUCGGUGGCUGUGGGCCGCGGUGGUGCCGGCCGCCGUGCUAUGCUUAGCGGUCCGCGCCGUGGAGGAGGCAAGCACGGCUGAGUUCGACGUGAGGCCCGGCGGAGAGGUUCACUCCUUCUCCCGGAGCCUGGGAGAUUACACCUGCACUUUCACAUACUCUGCUCAGGGAGGAACGAAUGAGCAAUGGCAGAUGAACAUUGGAGUCAGUGAAGACAACCUGCUCUUCUCCUGUUCUGUUUGGAGGCCCCAAGGGAAGUCUUACCUCUUCUUCACCCAGUUUAAAUCAGAAGUGAAAGGAGCCAAGAUAGAAUACGCCAUGGCUUAUUCUCAAGCUGCAGUGGGUGCACAGAGAGACAUCCCCUUAAAACAGGAAGAAUUUGAAAUCGCUGAAACGACAGUGUCUCACAGGGAAGGCAAGUUCCGUUUUGAACUGUCGAAGCUCGUGAUUGUAGCAAAAACUCCCCAUGAUGAGCUGUGACUCUGAAGAUGCUGUUGGGCAGUAUUUCGGCCAGGAGACCAUGGCAAACAAUGGAAAUUACUUGUUAUUGGCAGUUAUUUCAGUUGGCCAAACCUUUCAUGUUUUACAUAUUGAGGUGCGCUAGGGUCCAAGACAAGUGGGGCGUUGAGGUGUUGAGAAAAAUGCGUUCUGUCUUGUGUCAGAGUAACAGUGUGCUUUGCAGCUGGAAACAUCCUCUGAAAAUCCUGAUCUAGAGCUAGCCAUUCUGCUGCCUGUUUUCUACUUCAGUGAUCUGCUGAAUAUGGUAAAGCUGCCCUCUAAAACAGCACUUCAUCUUCCUUGCUAGGAGGAGCAAUGCAGCAGCUGGAUUUAAGCAAGAUCUCCUAAAUGAAAGUUGUUAACCCUGGAGUCUCUGGAAGGUGGUAACAGGGUUUCUUUCUCUGGAAGCAUUACAGAAGAAACAAAUUAAAUUGGGGAGGAGGGGGAAGGAAGGGAUAGGGUUGGUCAAAGCCACCUGACUUAAGUGCCACUAUGGAAAACCAUCAGUGGCUUAAUUGGAGAGGAUGUUCUGUCCUAGUGCAAAUUGGAGAUUGGGAUAACUUGGCAUGGGGAAGGCAGAGUUUCUUAUUCUGGCACAACCCAGGAGUCAAUCCAAGCAACACUUUCAUGUCUCAGUACCAGUGCAGGACUAUUUUCUAUGUACAGAAGCAUUUUUUUUCUUAUCUAAAAUAUUAACAGCGAGGGAAUGUGGAAUUCCUAUCCUGCAUAAAUACACAAAUAAAGCAUUGUGCUUGCACCUGGG